Molecule: messenger RNA, 2313 nt
Organism: Haliotis rufescens (red abalone)
Lineage: Eukaryota; Metazoa; Mollusca; Gastropoda; Lepetellida; Haliotidae
Product: splicing factor U2AF 50 kDa subunit-like
Exons: 15
Coding region: 102-1610 (502 amino acids)
Biological process (GO): mRNA processing
Cellular component (GO): nuclear speck; U2-type prespliceosome; commitment complex
Molecular function (GO): pre-mRNA 3'-splice site binding; poly-pyrimidine tract binding
Source: RefSeq, a predicted model, not a curated record
AACGAGUUUACUUUUCCACGCGAGACUAGAAGCUUCGCACACGCCAUUUUCUUUCCUGAAAGAGUUAUAAGCGUGAAGUAUUUCAGUUUCAAAUUUUAGCCAUGGCUGAUCAAGAAUACUUUCAAGAUGGACAGUUUCCCGGAGAACCUAGAUCUGCAAACCAUGAAAAGGAAAGACCACGUGAGAAAGAGAGGAGGAGGUCUAGAUCACCAAGACGGAGACGAUCGGGAAGCAAAGAAAAAAAAGAUCGAAAAGAGAAGGAUCGUCGUCGCAAAUCUAGGAGUUCAAGCUCACCAGUGAAAGAUGGAGAUGGUGACGUCACUUCCGCAAAGAAGCUUUGGUGCAGUAAGGGUCGAGGUCGUUCCCCAAAGGAUAAGACUCGGAAGAGAAAGAAGCCAUACAAGUACUGGGACAUUCCCCCACCUGGGUUUGAGCACAUCACACCAAUGCAGUACAAAGCCAUGCAAGGAAAUGUACCAGGAGUUCCAGUUGCUGCUCUCCCCAAGCUGGAGCCUUCACAGUUCCCAAAUCCCAUUGGAGAUCCUUUCCAACCAGUCUCAGUUCCUGCCAUGCCGCCAGCUCCAAUAGCAGUGGCACCCGGUGGUACAACAUUAACAAACACAACCGUACCCUUUGCUGGCAGUGCUAUCAGUCGGCAGGCUAGACGUCUCUAUGUGGGCAACAUACCAUUUGGUGUGACAGAGGAAGCCAUGAUGGAUUUCUUCAAUCAUCAAAUGAAACUUACUGGUCUUGCACAGGCUGAUGGAAAUCCAGUUAUUGCUGUACAGAUUAACUUGGACAAAAACUUUGCAUUUUUAGAGUUCCGAUCAGUGGAUGAAACAACACAAGCAAUGGCUUUCGAUGGCAUCAACUUCCAAGGGCAAUCAUUGAAGAUUCGUCGCCCUAGAGACUACCAGCCCCUCCCAGGGAUGGCUGAAACUCCGUCAGUGGCUGUGCCAGGUGUUGUUUCUACAGUAGUCCAGGACUCAGCCCACAAAGUAUUCAUUGGAGGAUUGCCAAAUUACCUCAACGAGGACCAGGUAAAGGAAUUGCUGACCUCCUUUGGACCUCUGAAGGCUUUCAACCUGGUGAAGGACAGCGCAACUGGCUUAUCGAAGGGAUAUGCAUUCUGUGAAUAUGUGGACGUCAACAUCACCGAUCAGGCAUGUGCAGGACUGAAUGGCAUGCAGCUCGGAGACAAGAAACUAAUUGUACAGCGGGCAAGUGUUGGGGCCAAGAAUGCACAGAAUGCGCCAGUACAGUUGCAGGUACCAGGGUUGAACCUGAACCAAGGUGCUGGCCCAGCCACAGAGGUUCUGUGCCUCAUGAAUAUGAUUCUGGCAGAGGAGCUUGAGGAUGAGGAGGAGUAUGAAGAUAUUGUUGAAGAUGUAAGAGAAGAGUGUGGCAAAUAUGGCGUUGUCCGCAGUAUUGAGAUUCCACGACCAAUAAAAGGGGUAGAAAUCCCAGGACUUGGCAAGAUAUUUGUUGAGUUCAACUCUGUGAUUGAUUGUCAGAAGGCACAACAAGCUCUGACAGGAAGAAAGUUCUCAAAUCGUGUUGUUGUCACCUCGUACUAUGACCCAGACAAGUACCACAGAAGAGAGUUCUAAACUAUUUUUUACAUACUGUGCUGGUUAUGAUCCACAACUCAUCAUCAUAACAAUUUGUGUCUAGCAACUUAACAUUGAAGGGAAACAACUAUUGCGUCUGACCCAUUAAUAUUCAGAGACAUAAUUGACAUGCUGCGGUUCUUUGAUACAAAUUGUUGCACUUCGAGGAAAAUGUACUGAAUAUAUUUGGAAUUAUCAGAUUUACAGGUUCUUAUUAAAUAUUCAUGUUAUUCUCAGAAUCAGCAUUUAUUUGAUAUCAAAUUAAUCAUUACAAGAUACAGAGCAGAAAAAUUAGUAUGUCUUGAAUAAUGUGGAAAUAUGUUUGUAAAGCUCUGAACUUUGACCAUCACAAAUUUGUAAGUAUUGGUUUCAUCUUGCUUUGGAAGGAAUAUUGUUUGAUAUUUGUUUGAAUUCAUCAUUGAACAUUUGAAUAAAUCCAUAUUUUGUACAAGUACCAUUGAUGGCAUCAUAUUUGUUAGUUUUUCAUGGCUUGAUACUUGACCAUUUUUAUGCUUUUAUGUCCUACCAUGUUGACUAGGAGUUUACUCUAGUAAACUUCUUACAUCAAAAUUUCUUUAAUCAUUUAUAGUUGGUGCUUUUGUGGACUUUGAAAUUGUAAAAAGCUAUGUAACAUCAUCUGAUUUGUUUUUAAAGUUCAUAUUUUGCAAAGUGCAUCAUAAUAAAAAUCAGUCUUACCAUGUGA